Pseudoliparis swirei is the source of this 2243-nucleotide messenger RNA. It is a transcript of the gene dnajb12b, whose product is annotated as DnaJ heat shock protein family (Hsp40) member B12b. Lineage: Eukaryota; Metazoa; Chordata; Actinopteri; Perciformes; Liparidae. Gene Ontology annotation, cellular component: endoplasmic reticulum membrane. The coding region runs from base 130 to 1224 and encodes 364 amino acids. Gene Ontology annotation, molecular function: Hsp70 protein binding. The record is from RefSeq and is a predicted model, not a curated record. Gene Ontology annotation, biological process: cellular response to misfolded protein. The transcript is spliced from 9 exons.
CCAAUUUGAACGUCAGGUUUCAGACAAAAAGGACAAAAAAACUGACAGGCGUUAUAUUUGCAGCAUCUACGUGACGUCAUCAUCCGGAGCCCGUAUUUACUUCUGGUCCAGUUAGCUCAGCCCGCUGCAAUGGAGGUAAACAGGGGCGAAGCGGAGCGCUGCAUUGACAUUGCAACUGCGGCGUUAACCAACGACCAGCCGGACAAGGCGCAGAAAUUCCUGGAGAAGGCGCAGAGGCUCUUCCCGACAGAGAAAGCGAAGGUACUCCUGGAGCUUAUAGCAAAAAAUGGAUUUACACCCAGACACGACUUCAGUGGGGGUUCAGGGUCUCGACAGCGGCAGAGCAACAGCGAGUAUGCCAGACCUGAAGAAAAGUCUUCAGACACCUCAAAGUCCUACACGGCAGACCAGCUCGAUGCUGUGAAGAGGAUAAAACAAAGUAAAGACUUCUACGAAAUUCUCGGGGUCCAGGCAGACGCUCCUGAAGAUGAACUCAAAAGAUCAUAUAGAAAACUUGCUUUGAAGUUCCAUCCAGACAAGAAUCACGCUCCUGGUGCGACAGAAGCGUUCAAAGCUAUUGGAAAUGCGUAUGCUGUUCUGAGUAAUGCGAAGAAAAGACAACAGUAUGAUCAAUGUGGCGAAGAGAAGAAGCAUCCUUCAAGCAACAGCCCGGACAAUGGGAACUUUGAGGCAGAUAUUUCCCCUGAAGACCUUUUUAACAUGUUUUUUGGAGGAGGUUAUCCAUCAAGUAGUGCUAAUGUGUACACUAAUGGGAGGAUGCGUUCCCAAAGGCGAGGGAGAAGAGAGCCACAGCGGGAAGGAGGCCUCGCUCUCUUGGUGCAGGUCAUGCCCAUCCUCAUCCUUGUUAUUGUGUCGGCCCUCAGUCAGAUCAUGGUCAACAGCCCCACGUACAGCCUCAGCUUCAGGCCGUCGGCAGGUUACACGCAGAGGAGGCUGACUAUGAACCUGAAGGUGCCAUAUUAUGUUGGGGAGCAGUUUGCCAGUGAGUUCACUGGACUGAAUUUGAAGAACUUGGAGCGGACGGUGGAGGAGGAUUUUGUUUCCAACCUUCGCGACAACUGCUGGAAGGAGAAACAACAGAAGGAGGGCAUGUUUUACAGAGCUCGCUAUUUUGGAGACACUGAUCAGUACCAAAGAGCACAGAGGGCUGGAACACCAAGCUGCGCCAAGCUGUCCGAGAUCACAGCUUCAUUACACGGUUGAUGCCGCUUUCAUAAGUAAAAUGUGUCCAGAACCAACACAACAGAUUAUUGGCUGUAAAUAGAUGCUUUAACAAUCUGGAGACUGAAGAUGACUCAACAAGCAACACAAACAAACCAGCACCCAAAGCAUCAAAUUGACCACACAAACUGGUUGAAGCCAUUACUGUGGAAUUUUAGUCAUGGAAAUGAAAAUAUAAUGCUAAUAUAAUGUUUUGAGAAUAGAGGGGAAAACAUUUAUUAUUGUUUAUCCAUCUGAUUAGAUUGGGGUUUUGGACAAAUUCCACGUCCCAGUUUUGAACGAGAGCCAUUAAGCUGGCACAGGUCACUUUAUGGUUUUGCGAUAAUAAAGUUUGGAACAGGAACAUAAUGAGGUUAGAUCUAGUCGUACAGAUAUUAUUUAUGUAGCAGUUCAUAAGAUAACACACGGAGCGCUUCCUCUUUCAUUUUACACAGUCAAAUCAGCAAAGGAGAGGAGUUGGAGGAGGGUUUGCUGAUUUGACAUCAAAUGCACAUUCUGAACUCUGCAGGAAUAAUGUGAAACCUCAAAUGGACAUACACUCAUGUCAAGGGUCAGACAUGGAACACCUGAGACUUGUCUUCUUCUGUCUGUGUCUGUGUGUGUUUGUGUGUCUGCGUGUGUGUGUGUGUGUGAGAGAGAGCGUGAAAUAACAAUUAGGAAAUACCCCUUUACACUUUGCCUCGUUUACUUGUGUUAAGGAUAGACUAGUAUGCAGUGACUUGAUGGCACUUCACAAUAAAAGCCAAUGGAAUAAGAGAUGUGCCUACCCACAAAGUGGGACUUUAACAGGUUCUAGUUUUUGAACGUAAUGUCUCUGAUAAACAUCAUCUGUUGGAAAAAACUAAAAAUUUCUGUCACACCGUUUAUGUUUAUAGAAUGCUAUUUACGUUUUGUAUUAUUUAUUUAGGAAAUGAUUAUCAGACUAUAACAAAACAGUUCUUGCUCACCUUUUCCACCAUGUUUUAACUCCCAGAUGAAAAUAAAUAUGGAUGCCUAAACUU